Aspergillus vadensis CBS 113365 is the source of this 1250-nucleotide messenger RNA. Its product is annotated as MBL fold metallo-hydrolase. Lineage: Eukaryota; Fungi; Ascomycota; Eurotiomycetes; Eurotiales; Aspergillaceae. The record is from RefSeq and is a predicted model, not a curated record. The transcript is spliced from 3 exons. The coding region runs from base 53 to 1222 and encodes 389 amino acids.
UGCAGACAUAUCUGUUACUUGAUUGCUCAAGCCAUCCGAGGCCAACCGCGAAAUGCUCGAAUUUCCAAAGUCCGACCGUACCGUUCGGGUGCGAAUGGUCGAUACCACCACUUUGAUGACUGUCAACACCGGAUUCCUCAUACAACCAGUGCAGCCGGGCCAUGAGAUUUUGAACCUCACCGAUGUUGCCUUUCUUAUAGAACAUGAGGCAUCAAAUCAGAAGGUCAUGUUCGACCUCGGCACGCGAAAGGACUACUGGAACCUCCCUCCAGUCGUUCGCCAGCCUUUUGAUCAAGCCAUGAAGGCCGCGAGAGUAGACAAGGAUGUCACUGAAAUCCUUUGUGAGAAGGGCAUCGAACUGCGCGACAUUGGGUCUGUCAUAUGGUCUCACUACCACUGGGAUCAUAUAGGAAACGUGGCUCUGUUUCCCCCAACAACCACCUUGGUUGUAGGCCCUGGGUUCAAAUCACACCCUCAUCUGUUGCCUGGCUUCCCAGAAGACGCUGAGUCUCCAGUGUCAGCGGAUGCCUUCGUUGGGAGAGACGUGGUUGAGCCUGACUUCGAAGACGGAUUGACGAUCGGAGGGUUUCGUGCACAAGAUUUCUUUGGGGAUGGUUCAUUCUACUUGCUGGACACGCCUGGGCACUGCGUCGGUCACUUAUGCGGCCUUGCCCGGACAACGGCUGACACCUUCGUCUUUCUUGGUGGGGACAUCUGCCACUUUCCGGGCGUCAUAAGACCGAACGCCAGGCUUCCAUUCCCCGACAACAUCCCGUCAGAGGCUUUGGACAAAGAUUCUUUCUUUCCAAGUCCAUGCCCAUGCAGCAUUUUCACAAAUAGCCACCCGAUAGCCAAGGUUGACCCGAGACAAGAACCCUUCUAUGAGGUUUCUGGUUACGAAGGGAGCGCCUUUUUCGACGCGGAGGUUGCACAGAAGUCUGUCACUAAACUGUUAGACUUUGAGGCAUCUGAAAACGUUCUGAUAUGCAUAGCCCAUGAUUCUGAUUUGCUAUUGCAUCUCCCCACUUUCAAUGACUCACCGUCCUCUGACCUCAAUCCUUGGAAAGAGAAGGGCUGGAAGGAGAAGCUGCGCUGGGGAUGGCUCAACGAGCUGCCGCGUGCUGGUCGUCCUGGCAGGAAGCCACUUGUUGAAGGGUACUGGCGCGAUGGCAAAUUAUGGGAAGAGGCGGUGCAGACGCUUCGUCGCAAGGCAGAAACGUAGAGGUUCGAUCACAAAUGGAAACCCCCCU